This is a messenger RNA of Diaporthe amygdali, 927 nucleotides long. Its product is annotated as NmrA-like family domain-containing protein 1. Lineage: Eukaryota; Fungi; Ascomycota; Sordariomycetes; Diaporthales; Diaporthaceae. The record is from RefSeq and is a predicted model, not a curated record. Bases 1 to 927 code for a protein of 308 amino acids. The transcript has a single exon.
AUGUCUCGCGCUCUUCUCAUAACCGGCGCAACUGGCAAACAAGGGGGCGCCGUCAUCAACGCUCUUCUCGCUCGACAGCCCUCAGACUUUCUCCUUCUCGCGGUCACACGAAAUGCUCAAUCUGCCUCUGCUCAGCGCUUAGCCGCCAAAUCCGACAGAAUCAAAAUAGUUGAAGGCGACCUCGACGCGACGCCAGCACUCUUCGCCUCUGCCAAAGCUGCUGCUGGAUCCGUCCCGUUAUGGGGCGUGUUCUCCGUGCAAGCCCUCCAAUCCAGCAAGAAGUCGGAGGACGAAACGAGGCAAGGCAAAGCUUUGGUCGAUGAGUCGGUCAAGGCGGGCGUUGAGCAUUUUGUGUACAGCAGCGUGGAACGUGGUGGCGACGAGAGAUCGUGGAGUAAUCCCACGCCAGUCCCACACUUCAUCACAAAGCAUAAGAUUGAGCAUCACUUGCGCGACGCCACGGCGGAUGGCAAGAGUCCUAUGGGUUGGACAAUUCUUCGUCCGGUUAUCUUUAUGGACAAUCUUCAGCCGGGCUUCUUCGGCAAGGUUUUCUUUACCACGUUACGCGAUACAAUGAAGGAAAAGCCCUUACAGUGGAUUGCGACUAGCGAUAUCGGCUACUUCGCCGCGGAAGCUUUCCAUGACCCGGCGACAUGGAACAAGAGAGCUUUCGGGCUGGCUGGAGAUGAACUGACCUACGCGCAGUUGAGUCAGACGUUUGAGAAGGUCACUGGUAGUCCCGCCGGAACGACUCUUGGUGUACUUGGAAAGGCGCUGAAACAUGGAGUUUCUGAAGUUGGGGUAAUGAUAGACUGGUUUAAGAACGACGGCUACAAGGCAAAGACUCUAGAGUGCAAGAGAAUCCACCCAGGAGUGACGAGUAUGGAGGAUUGGUUGAGAAAAAGCGCUUUUGUCAAGAAGCCAUAA